Molecule: messenger RNA, 2253 nt
Organism: Xyrauchen texanus (razorback sucker)
Lineage: Eukaryota; Metazoa; Chordata; Actinopteri; Cypriniformes; Catostomidae
Gene: slc25a38a
Product: solute carrier family 25 member 38a
Exons: 8
Coding region: 740-1600 (286 amino acids)
Biological process (GO): glycine import into mitochondrion
Cellular component (GO): mitochondrial inner membrane; mitochondrion
Molecular function (GO): glycine transmembrane transporter activity
Source: RefSeq, a predicted model, not a curated record
ACAUGUUGCCGAUGAGCAAACAAUGUAAAAUAAAUACGUCUUCCAGACAAGGCGCGUAGCCAGGAAAUUACUUUUGGGUUGGCCUUGAUAAAAAUGGAUGUGCCAAGUUUUUGCCCAAUAUAUUUAUUUAUUUAUUUAUUUGCAAAAUUUUCCUUAACAACAGAGAAGUGCCACAUUCAAACAGUUCUUUCACACCUCAUUUUAUACUAUUUUAUAAAUAUAUAUUUGAAGUCAAAGAAUAAUAUGUCAUAUUCUGUGUGGGCCUGGGUUUCAUUUUAUGUGUGCUAUCAGGGGAAUUUAGGACUGUAGGACUUUCAGACGGUUACGUUACAUUUCCGCAUUUUUAUUUUUUCACCCGCUAACUGGUUCUGAGCCAAUCAUAUUCGGCAAACUGCACCUUCCCUCAAGCCCCGCCCCUUUUACUACACCUACCUGUGGAGCGCGCGACCAGCACAAACUCUGCACACGCACACGGUUACUCACUUCCCCUUUUUCUGUUGUUCUUCGUUAUUAUUCGUCGUUUGCAACUCUUUUACUAAAUUAACCACUAGUGAGGGUAGGAAGAGGUCGGAUGUGAACUUUCUAGUCACCUUAGGAGCAAGAUCUAUUGUAAAAACUAAUUUGGUUACCCGGAACGAUGCACUUAGUGAACACCCGCGCCGGCUCAUAGCGCAAAAGAGGUGAGCUGCUCACGAGACCUUCAACUUCUACAAACAAACUGACUUUCAUCUCAGACAUCAUGGAGUUAUCACCGGCUCAUCCUGCGGUGAAAGCAUUUAUGUGCGGAUCUCUGAGCGGGACGUGCUCGACACUGCUCUUCCAGCCGCUUGACCUGGUGAAGACCCGCCUCCAGACCCAACAGAACAUCCUGCCUGGGUCAGGUCGGGUGGGCAUGGUCACAGUCUUUGUAAAUGUGCUGCGCACGGAGAAGCUGAUUGGACUGUGGAGGGGCGUGUCACCUUCAUUUGUGCGCUGUAUUCCAGGAGUGGGGAUAUACUUCAGCACAUAUUUCACCCUAAAGCAGCGUUUUUUCGGUGAUGGGGCCCCGGGUCCUCUACAUGCAGUGCUGCUGGGAGCUGGAGCCAGAAGUGUUGCAGGAAUCUGCAUGCUGCCCAUCACAGUCAUCAAAACACGCUUUGAGAGCGGCCGUUAUAACUACAGAAGUGUUGCUGGAGCGUUGCGGUGUGUUUUUCGGACUGAGGGUCCGAGGGCUCUGUUCUCUGGUCUCACUGUCACUCUGCUCAGAGAUGCUCCAUUCUCGGGAAUAUACGUCAUGUUCUACAUUCAGGCCAAAAACACACUGCCACAAGAGGUAGUUCAGUCAUCAUACGCCCCGCUGGUGAACUUCAGUUGUGGGGUUCUGGCGGGCGUUUUGGCGUCUGUUUUGACUCAGCCCGCUGAUGUGGUGAAAACUCACAUUCAAGUGAGUCCUGAUGUCUUCAGCAGGAUGUCAGAUGUGGUGCGAUACAUUUACAAGGAACACGGCUUGGUUGGAUUUUUCCGUGGCGCGGUUCCUCGCUCUCUCAGGAGAACUAUGAUGGCGGCGAUGGCGUGGACGGUGUACGAGCAGCUGAUGGCUCAGAUGGGCCUGAAAUCCUGAGACGGAUCAAAGCGAAACAUGAACUUCAGUAAAGCAGAAGCUCACACGAUUUGUGUGUGAUGAUCCAGAGAUUGACUGGGCACCAGAAAACACAGAGGAAACAUGUUUGUUUUACUCAUUAACUGUUCUUCUGUGUCAUUGAGCUGUUUAAAUGCACUUUAUAAUCGGAUCUCUACUUCUCUCUUGAGUUUAUAACAAAGUGAUACUAGAAAGCAGCUAAUAAUGUGUCUUUAUGCUUUGCAAUGCCAGGCUUUGAACUUUCACACUGACAUUUUUCCUAAUUUUAUUUAGCAAUCUACUUGAGGACAUACCGUAGACAUGUAAAUGAUUCACACUGCAAGCUUCUCAAUGUUCGAGUCAAAUCUGGCUGCAUUGAACACACAGAGAAUGUCACUAUGAAUGUCACUUUGGACAAAAGCAUCUGCCAAAUGCAUAAAUGUAAAUACAAACCUGUUCUUAUGUUAAUCAGGCUUUGAGGUGGAUCCUUUGUUCCCAGUCUGGGACAAUAUUUCUGGAGUGAAACAGUGUUUUAUCUGAAUGAGGAGCAGAUAAUAUAGCCUUUAUUUAAGAGUUUAUUCAAUGCAUAAGAAAGUAAUUCAAUGCAUGAAACAAUAAUGAAUAUAUGUGGCAUGUUGAAGUUGUUUCAUACUUGA